UUGGAAAAUCGUUUCUAUGCUUCACUAGGAUUUGGAGACUUACUAUUGACGAGUUUCUGAAUGUAUGGUUGAAAUUUUUUUGGAUUUUGUUCAUUUGGGUGAACUUUGCAAGUUCUCAAAGCAUAUUUUGAAAUUGGCGCAAGAACUAUAUGUAAUGAAAAGACUUUCAGUUUUUACAAUCUGGCUUGGAUUUGUGUGAUUUGUGGAGGACUCUUUGGGAGUUUUUGGUGGUUUUUGGGAGCAACUGAUUAAUAUCUGCAACUAAAGUCAUUAGAUUUGUUUGGUUCUGGUGGAAGCAGAAAGAUAAACACUGCUCUACUCAUAGCACUCACUGAUUUGUUUAUUCAAUCUGUCGGGGAAGCUUCUUAGUUUUCAUGAAGUUGAGUUAUGACUAAAUAUACCUUAUUUUUUAUUUUCUGUGAAAUAUUUAAUUUCUCUGAGGCAUCUUCAACCUUGAAGAAUUUGGCUCCAAAUUUUGAGUUAAUUCACUCUAUGGAUAAUAAUGUUUGAUUAUUUUAAUGCAGUAUAUUCUUGCACUAUUUUUAUGUCUGUUUAAAUUAACAUGCCUUUAUGUAAUUGCAGGGCUUCUGCUUGUGCUCCCAAGCUUCAGUUUUGAGAGAACCUUAAUAAUAUUCAAGAACUUUUUGAGAAUCUAACCAAAACUCUCUUGUUCAUUGCAUGCCUUAGUGCUAAUGGCAAAUAGAUGCCAUCCCUUAGUGUUUCUGGUGUUGGUUACUAUUUUACUUUCUAUCUAUCGUUCGGAGCAACUUCAAUCUUCCCAAUCUCAGACCCUUCUGAGAAUUCAGCAGUUAUUGAACUUUCCUGCAGCAUUAAGAAAUUGGAAUAACAGCACAGACUUUUGCAGCACAGAUUCAAACUCUUCUCUCACUGUAGAAUGCUAUGAAGACACCAUAACUCAACUGCACAUAAUAGGUGAAAGAAGAGCUCCACUUCUCCCUGGAAAUUUCUCAAUAGAUUCCUUAGUCACAACACUGGUAAGGCUUCCCAGUUUGAAAGUACUCACACUCGUUUCUCUUGGUAUAUGGGGUCCUUUGCCUAGUAAGAUUGGUCGUCUGUCAUCACUGGAAAUAGUUAAUGUGAGUUCGAAUUCUCUAUAUGGUUCCAUUCCUCCAGAACUUUCAUCACUGUCAAAUCUCCAAACACUCAUUCUUGACAACAACAUGUUUGCUGGCAAGCUUCCUGAUUGGCUUGAUACACUUCCAGCCUUAACUGUGUUGAGUUUGAAAAACAAUUUGUUGAAUGGUUCUCUACCAAAUUCGCUCGGUAACUUGGAGAAUUUGAGAAUUCUUUCACUUUCCCAUAAUCACUUUUAUGGGGUAGUACCUGAUUUGAGCCGUUUGACAAAUCUUCAAGUGCUGGAAUUGGAUGAUAAUGCUUUUGGACCUCAGUUUCCGCGGCUUGGUAAAAAGUUGGUUGCUCUUGUGCUAAGAAAUAAUAGGUUCAGGUCUGGUAUUCCUGCUGAAUUGAGCUCAUAUUAUCAGCUUGAGAGAUUGGAUAUCUCAUCAAAUACAUUUGUGGGGCCAUUUCAGCCAGCAUUGUUAUCACUUCCUUCUAUUUCUUAUAUGAACAUUUCUGGGAACAAAUUAACUGGGAUGCUUUUUGAGAAUCUGUCUUGCAAUUCCGAGCUUGAUGUUGUUGAUUUAUCCUCAAACCUUUUGACUGGGAGCUUACCUAGAUGUUUACUGUCAAAUUCCAGUGAUAGGAUUGUCCUGUAUGCUAGAAAUUGUCUAGAGAAAGCGAAUCAAAAUCAGAACCCUCCUCCCUUUUGCCACAACGAAGCCUUAGCUGUGGGAAUAUUACCUGACAGAAAGAAGCACAAACAAGUAUCUAAGGUAGUUCUUUCCCUUGGCAUAGUAGGUGGAGCUCUUGGAGGAGUAGCACUUGUUUUGCUGAUUUUCUUUAUUGUUAGAAGAGGAAAUGCCAAAAGCAAAAUGAAGAAUCCUCCAACAAGAUUAAUAUCAGAGAAUGCAGCUUCUGGAUAUACCUCUAAGUUGCUUUCUGAUGCAAGGUAUAUAUCUCAAACAAAGAAGUUUGGAGCGGUUGGCUUGCCAACUUAUCGAAGUUUCUCAUUGGAAGAUAUUCAGGCAGCUACAAACAACUUUGACACAGCUUCUUUAGUGGGUGAAGAUUCUUAUGGGCAGAUGUACAGAGGUCAACUGAAGAAUGGCACGUUUGUUCUUAUUAGAUGUGUAAAAAUGAAAAGAAGAUAUAGCACACAAAAUUUUAUGCAUCACAUAGAGCUGAUAUCAAAACUUAGGCAUCGUCAUUUAGUCAGCGCUCUUGGACAUUGCUUUGAAUGUUCUUUAGAUGAUUCAAGUGUCAGCAGAAUAUUUCUUGUCUUCGAAUACGUGUCAAAUGGAACACUCAGGAGCUGGAUUUCUGAUGGGCAUGCUAGAAAAUCACUGAGUUGGACCCAACGCAUAGGAGCUGCAAUUGAAGUAGCAAAGGGAAUCCAAUUUUUGCAUACAGGGAUUGUCCCUGGUGUAUAUUCCAACGAUCUUAAGAUAGAAGAUGUUUUGUUGGAUCAGAAUCUUGUUGCAAAAAUCAGCAGUUAUAACCUGCCUUUGUUAUCUAACAUGGGAAAGGUUCGGCAUGGAAGUUCUUCCAAUGGAUUAAAAAAUUCUAGCAUUAAUAUAAGGGUAAAACAUGAAGAUAAGUCUGAUAUGUACGACUUUGGAGUAAUACUGCUGGAACUCAUUCUAGGAAGGGCAAUAAAGUCAACGAAUGAUGCAGACGCUUUUAAGGAUCUGUUGCAAGCAAGCAUAGUAGCUGAUGAUGAGGCUAGGAGGAGAAUUGUUGAUGUUGAAGUUCGGAAGACAUGCUUGGAUCAAUCAUUGAAGACAAUGAUGGAGAUUUGCGUGAGGUGCCUGGUUAAAGAGCCAGCAGAUAGGCCUUCUAUAGAGGAUGUGUUGUGGAAUUUGCAAUUUGCUGCUCAAGUACAAGAUGCAUGGAGAGGGGAUUCAUUUAGUAAUUCUCACAGUAGUGAGGGGUCACCACCAGCCUCACCUCAAAGACUUGCCUUCCUUUAGUAUCAAUCCAGAAGUUUUCAUUUUUAUUUAUAUAUUUUUUUUGUAUUUUUCACUAUAAGCCUAAAAGAUUAAUGGCUGCAGUAUGUGAGCUUUAUAGUUUGCAGCAUCAGAAUAGUGUAAGUUCAAAGUUCUUCAUGUUGUAAUUCGUCUGCACAAAAUUACAAAAACUGCUGAGCUUCUAAUGAAGAACUGUAUU
Gastrolobium bilobum is the source of this 3246-nucleotide messenger RNA. Its product is annotated as probable inactive leucine-rich repeat receptor-like protein kinase At3g03770. The transcript has 8 exons. NCBI's taxonomy places the organism in Eukaryota, Viridiplantae, Streptophyta, Magnoliopsida, Fabales, Fabaceae. Bases 693 to 3050 code for a protein of 785 amino acids. Gene Ontology annotation, biological process: protein phosphorylation. The record is from RefSeq and is a predicted model, not a curated record. Gene Ontology annotation, molecular function: ATP binding; protein binding; protein kinase activity.